CCAAAGGUCAAACUUCUGAUUGAUGGUAACUUUGUGGACUCGACCACUGCCAACUGGCUGGAUGUUGUAAACCCGGCGACGCAAGAUGUUCUGUCGCGCCUGCCGUUAACCACAAAAGCCGAGUUUGACUCCGCGGUGGAGGCAGCCACGAAUGCCUUCCCUAAGUGGCGCGCCACACCGGUGCCCACCCGCGUUCGGGUCAUGUUCAAAUUCCAGGAGCUCAUACGGGCCAACAUGGAUGAGCUGGCGAGGUCGGUUACGAUGGAGCAGGGCAAGACGCUCGCGGAUGCGAGAGGCGACGUCUUCCGGGGCCUAGAGGUGGUGGAGGCGGCCUGUGGAAUCGCGCCGUACUUGUCCGGUGAGCUCGUGGAGAACGUGGCGGGCGGCAUCGACUGCUACUCCAUCCGCCAGCCGCUGGGGGUGGUGGCGGGCAUCUGUCCCUUCAACUUCCCCGCCAUGGUGCCCCUCUGGAUGUUCCCGCUGGCGGUCACCGCCGGCAACACCUUCCUGCUCAAGCCCAGUGAGAGGGACCCCGGGGCGGCGGUGAUGCUGGCGGACCUGGCGCAGCAGGCGGGGCUGCCCAAGGGCGUCCUCAACAUCGUUCACGGCAGUCGUGACGUGGUCAACUGGCUGUGUGACGAUCCCUCCAUCAAGGCGCUGUCCUUCGUGGGCUCGGAUGCAGCGGGGCGCUACAUCUACGCGCGGGGCUGUUCCGCCGGAAAGCGGGUCCAGGCCAACCUGGGCGCUAAGAACCACGCGGUAGUGAUGCCUGAUGCAGAUGUGGAUACAACUGUCAAGGCACUGGCGGGUGCGGCCUUCGGUGCUGCGGGUCAGCGCUGCAUGGCCAUCUCCGCGGCGGUGUUCGUGGGGGGCUUCAGCGAGCAAUGGCGUGGCUCCCUGCUGGAGGCGGCUCGCAGUCUGAAGCUGAACGCGGGCUGGGAGAAGGACGCGGAUGUGGGCCCUAUGAUCAGUCCGGAGGCCAAGGCUCGUGCUGAGCGGCUGAUCGCCAGCGGGGCUGCUGCGGGUGCCCAAGUACUGCUGGAUGGCCGGGGUGUUGUCGUACCGGGGUACGAGCGAGGCAACUUCCUGGGCCCCACUGUUCUGGCGGGGGUGACGCCGGACAUGGAGUGCUACAGGGAGGAGAUCUUCGGACCCGUGCUGAGCUGCAUGGAUGCUUCUUCGCUUGACGAGGCGCUGAGCAUCGUGAACGGCAACGAACACGGCAAUGGUACGGCAAUCUUCACUCGCAGCGGGGCGGCGGCGAGGAAGUUCCAGUCCGAGGUGGAUGUGGGCAUGGUGGGCAUCAAUGUGCCCAUUCCGGUGCCGCUGCCCUUCUUCUCCUUCACCGGCUGGAGGGGCUCCUUCGCAGGUGACCUGCACAUGUACGGCCGAGCGGGAGUGCAGUUCUACACGCAGACCAAGACCGUCACCGCCAAGUGGCCCGCAGACGACGUCAAGACCAUCGCGGCUGCUUCCACCAAUGUCGGGGGGCCCGCCAGUUGCCGUACUCCGACGGCGGCGAUGGCAGGGCAGCGGGAGCGGCUGCCGGGCUUGGAUCGAGUGGGGGCAGCGUGA
Messenger RNA from Volvox carteri f. nagariensis, 1575 nucleotides. RefSeq lists its product as uncharacterized. The record is from RefSeq and is a predicted model, not a curated record. Gene Ontology annotation, cellular component: mitochondrion. Gene Ontology annotation, molecular function: methylmalonate-semialdehyde dehydrogenase (acylating, NAD+) activity; malonate-semialdehyde dehydrogenase (acetylating, [NAD(P)+]) activity. Gene Ontology annotation, biological process: thymine catabolic process; L-valine catabolic process. The transcript is spliced from 11 exons. Lineage: Eukaryota; Viridiplantae; Chlorophyta; Chlorophyceae; Chlamydomonadales; Volvocaceae. The annotation marks the transcript as partial.